Molecule: messenger RNA, 932 nt
Organism: Carassius carassius (crucian carp)
Lineage: Eukaryota; Metazoa; Chordata; Actinopteri; Cypriniformes; Cyprinidae
Product: cholecystokinin receptor-like
Exons: 2
Coding region: 172-783 (203 amino acids)
Biological process (GO): neuropeptide signaling pathway
Cellular component (GO): membrane
Molecular function (GO): cholecystokinin receptor activity; neuropeptide receptor activity
Source: RefSeq, a predicted model, not a curated record
GUUCCCAUUAAUCUUGGAGUCUUGAAUUGCCUGAGGGUGACUACAUUUUCAGGACAUUUCACAUUUGGUUAAAUUAUUCCUUUAAACAAGGUUUCAAACACUUUUCACGUCCCCUUAUGUUUCAGGUGCAUCCUGUUGCUUAUUGUUCUGUUCUUCAUUCCUGGAGUGGUGAUGAUCAUCGCUUAUGGGCUCAUUUCUCGAGAACUCUACCGUGGAAUACAGUUUGAAUUGGAGGAGAAGAUGGGACAGAGUGGAAUGAAAAAUGGUAUCAGCGCCACUGUCUUAUAUAGCAGUGAUGAUGGAGACGGCUGCUACAUCCAGGUAUCCAAGAGGCCCAGCUCAAUGGAGAUGUCAGCACUCACCCCAACAGGCUCCGCAAAGGUGGACCGACCUCGUAGCAACACGUCCGAGGCUAAACUAAUGGCCAAGAAGCGAGUGAUCCGUAUGCUCAUUGUCAUUGUGGCUAUGUUCUUCAUCUGCUGGAUGCCCCUGUACUCUGUCAACACCUGGAAAGCAUUCGACCUUCCCUCGGCCCACAGGGCUCUUUCUGGAGCCCCCAUCUCAUUCAUUCACCUGCUGUCCUACACAUCUGCCUGUGUCAACCCAAUUAUCUACUGCUUUAUGAACAAGCGCUUUCGAAAGGCACUUCUCACCACCUUCUCCUGCUGCUGCUGGCCCUGCCAGAGAAAAGGCUUCAGGGAAGGUGAUGAUGAGGUUAAUGCCACUGGAGCGUCCAUGUCUAAGUUCAGCUACACCACUGUCAGCACAAUGGGACCAUGCUGAUUCUCAGAGGACCCAGGCUGGGCAAGAUGGAGAAGAAUCGGGGUUGAUGUUGACAUAUUGUGAGGGUUUACUUUGUUAGCAGACUUAGAUAUCACCUACACUCUUAAAACUGCUUGGUUGUUUCAACCCAACUUUGGGUCCGAUAUGGA